This is a messenger RNA of Solea senegalensis (Senegalese sole), 1437 nucleotides long. Its product is annotated as collagen alpha-2(XI) chain-like. The transcript is spliced from 17 exons. The record is from RefSeq and is a predicted model, not a curated record. Gene Ontology annotation, molecular function: extracellular matrix structural constituent. The coding region runs from base 157 to 1386 and encodes 409 amino acids. Lineage: Eukaryota; Metazoa; Chordata; Actinopteri; Pleuronectiformes; Soleidae.
AAGGACCGCCAGGGAGACCAGGGCCUGCUGGAACACCAGGAAAACCCGCAAGGCCUGAGUGGAUUGGACGGCUUACUGGGGGUUGAAGGCAACGAAGGCGAUCCGGGUGAUACUGGUUUCAGGGGAGCUCCUGGGUCACCUGGCAAGCCUGGUAAGAUGGGAAAAACUGGGCCUCCUGGGAUCAGUGGAAAUAUUGGAGCUGGAGGUUUCAAGGGUAAAACUGGACCAAAUGGAAACCAUGGACCUCCUGGACCUAUUGGGCCAAAGGGUAUUCCAGGACUGAGAGGAGAGAAGGGUGAACCUGGAAGUCUUGGAACAAAGGGUCUCCCAGGUGACACAGGGGCCCUGGGACCAGACGGGCCUCCAGGGAUAAAGGGAAAUCCUGGUUUGCAGGGACUAACAGGUCCCAUAGGCCGUAAAGGAAAGCAGGGGGACACUGGUCCUCAUGGUCCACCAGGUCUAUAUGGCUUCCUUGGCACUCCUGGCAAGCGUGGAACAAAGGGAAUGAAAGGCUUCCAGGGCAAGAGAGGAUCAAAAGGAGAAAAAGGAAAGCCUGGACCUCCAGGAAAACCAGGUGCUCCAGGAAAACACAGAGGGCAGUCAAGUCCAGAUCAAAGACAUGAGCUAAGGCCUAAAACCAGAACCAGUACAAAGUCUAAACUGAAAAAUGUGCCAACAUCCAGGCUCAUCUUCCUGAAGCAAAAGAGGCCCAGGUCAGUGCAGAGGAGUUUUCCUCAAGGAGAUGAGGAGGAGGAGUUGCUCAGUUUGCCCAUGGGAACUAAGGAUGAUCCUGCCACCACCUGCCAUGAGCUGGGACUCAUACACCCAAAGCUGAAUGAUGGAUACUUUUACAUGGACCCCAACCAAGGCUGCGUUUGUGAUGCCCUGAAGGUGUUCUGUAACUUUACAGCAGGAGGAACAACCUGCAUUGACCCUUUAAAGUCAAAGAUUAAACUCAGAUGGGAACCAGAAAUGCAGAAAUCCACAGCUCUCCAGUGGUUUAGUCAGCAGCAUGGUGGAAACAAGUUUGAGUAUGCUGGCAUGGAUGUUGUCCAGCUGAGGUUUUUGCGAUUACACAGCCAUACGUCUUUCCAGCACAUGACUGUCAGCUGGACAGGAAACCCCUCCAGUGCUGCUGCCACAGCUAAUUCAACUAAUAUGAUCUAUGUGCUGGGAGACUCCGGCAAAGAAAUCAGUUCGCACCUUAUUGGACUUUCCAGAAAAGAAUUUGAGGUGCACAUGGUUGUGAGGGUUCAGGGGAGCACAGAGCUCCAUCGAGGAGAUAUGGAGUUGCUACCUGUCAAAGAUCUGGGUGUAGCAAUGAGGGCGAUAGUUCACCUCAACCCAGAGAUCACGGUGGCCCUGGGACCCCUCUGCUUCUUGUGACCAGUGAGGAGUGAGUGUGAGUGUGUGUGUGUGUGUGUGUGUGUGUGAGUG